Messenger RNA from Bubalus bubalis (water buffalo), 4427 nucleotides. It is a transcript of the gene ASB16, whose product is annotated as ankyrin repeat and SOCS box containing 16. The coding region runs from base 268 to 1461 and encodes 397 amino acids. NCBI's taxonomy places the organism in Eukaryota, Metazoa, Chordata, Mammalia, Artiodactyla, Bovidae. Gene Ontology annotation, cellular component: nucleus; cytoplasm. The record is from RefSeq and is a predicted model, not a curated record. Gene Ontology annotation, molecular function: protein binding. Gene Ontology annotation, biological process: intracellular signal transduction. The transcript is spliced from 5 exons.
GUCAGAGGGUAUCCACAGGGGCCAUCCCAACCCGGGGCUGGGGACUGGCCCAACACCUUCUCUGCACCAAGAUCAUGACUCUGGGCAAACCCUGUUUAUCAGAGCAGUGAAGGGCCUAUUUAUAGCCUCAGCUGCUCCUUUCUCUGGGUCACGGGUGAGGGGGCAGGGUGGCUCCUCAGAGCAAGGGUGGCAGUCAGGCGAGGGAACCAGCCCUGCCCAGCUGCUGCGGCCCAGACUCCUGGAUCCCCCGCCCUGGGCCCCCCUGCCAUGGCGGAGGAGACCUUCCCCUUCACCUCCUCCACCCUGCGCUCUCUCCGCCUGCAGCGGGAGUGGCUGGAAUGGGAGGACCGGCGGCGGGCAGCAGCCCAGCAGUGCCGGAGCCAAAGAUGCCCCCCAAGUUCCCAGGCCCGGCUCACUAGGCCACGCCGCUCCUGCCGGGACCCAGCUGUGCACAAUGCCCUGUUCUCCGGUGAGCUACAGCAGAUCCAAGCCCUGUUCCAAGAUGAAGACGCUGCCAACAUGAUUGUGGAGACUGUGAGCAACCAGCUGGCCUGGUCAGCUGAACAGGGGUUCUGGGUGCUGACCCCCAAGGCCAAGCACACUGCACCUCUCACCAUUGUUGCUGCCCGAGGCUACACCAACUGCGCCCGCUACCUGAUCCGGCAGGGAGCUGAGCUGGAUGCUCGGGUUGGGGGCCGGGCAGCCUUGCACGAGGCCUGUGCCCGGGCCCAGUUCGACUGUGUGCAGUUGCUGGUGACCUUCGGCGCCAAGGUCAACGUGUUGUCCGAGGAAGGCACAACCCCCUUGCACCUCUGCACAGUCCCCGAGUCCUUACAGUGCGCCAAGCUGCUGCUGGAGGCCGGAGCGACUGUGAACUUGGCCGCGCGAGACAGUGAGGUGACGCCCCUGCACGUGGCCGCGGCACGCGGCCUGGAGAAGCAUGUGGCUCUCUACCUGGAGCACGGCGCCGAUGUGAACCUGCGCACCAGCCAGGGUGAGACGGCCCUGAACGCGGCGUGCGCUGGGGCCGAGGGGCCAAGCAGCAGCCGUCGCCACCAGGCCGCCGCGCGCCGGCUUCUGGAGGCUGGGGCCGAUGCCCGGGCGGCCGGACGCAAGCGCCACACGCCGCUGCACAACGCCUGUGCCAACGGCUGCGGGGGCCUGGCCGAGCUGCUGCUGCGCCACGGGGCCUGUGCUGCGGUCCCCAACGGAGCGGGCCACACGCCCAUGGACUGCGCACUGCAGGCUGUCCAGGACGCCCCCAACUGGGAGCCCGAGGUCCUCUUUGCCGCGCUGCUGGACUAUGGGGCCCAGCCUGUACGCCCAGAGAUGCUGAGACACUGUGCCAACUUCCCUCGGGCCCUAGAAGUCCUGCUUAAUGCCUACCCUUGUGUCCCAUCCUGUGAUACCUGGGUGGAGGCCGUGCUUCCUGAGUUGUGGCAGAUCCAAAAGGCCAAGUGAAGAUAGAGAAGUACCCUCUAGUCCUGGGGCCAAGCCAGGAGCCUCACUCUCAGGGGAGGAUACUCAGCUGUCUCCCCCUUUAGAGCAGGCAGACCGCAGUAAGCGUGGCUUUUUCUGUUGUUGUUACAAUGACAAGAUACCCAAUUUAAAAAGUCCCAAAGACGCAUGUGAUUAUGUAUCUGAUUUUGGGAUGAGAUGUUUCUAUGUAAAAGCAUAGAAGAAAAAAGACUCAUCUGGAUACAGACUUAUCUGGAUACAGAAAAAAAUUUAAAUUUGGUUAUAAAAGCACUGAAUCAUAAACACAAGUAAAAGGCAAAAUGUUGACAAAAGUAUCUGCCACUAAAAGAUUUCAUUUUCUUGAUUUCUAAGGGCAGGAAUGACAUCUCUUUUAUUUACCAUUGCUGACUUGGUGCUUGUACAGUGUCUUGCAGAGAGUGGACGCACAAAUAUCUGUCAAAGUAAUGAAUGGUCAUGCUCAGCCUCACCAGUAAUUAAGGAAAUGCAAAUUAAAACAACAAUAAGAUAUAAUUCUCUUACUAGAUUGAGGGACUGUUUUUUCUGGCUGUGCCAACACAGUUUGCAGGAUCUUAGUUCCCUGACCAGGGAUUGAAUCGGGCCACUGUGGUGAAAGCACCGAGUCCUAACCACUGGACCACGAGGGAAUUCCUGCGGGGGGUACAUUUUAAAGACUAAUACGCAGUACCUGUGAUGAUUUGGAGACACAAGUUCUUGCUCAUCCUAGGGGGUCAGAAAGGAAACUGCCUCUUUGAUGGGCAAUUAAGCAAUGCCCUUCAAUUGCUCCCCAGUUACACCAAAGGCUGGUACACAUGGCAGUAUUCAUCCCAGCCUUGCUUGCAACAACUCGACAUGUGGGAAAUGGUAAACAAAUCCACACUGUGGAAUAUAAUUCAGUCCUUACAAAGGGUAUACCCGCAGCAGGAGAGAUCUGGGCAUAGAGUCCAAGUGACGAGCACAUGUACUGCCUUGGGAAAGAUUACCAAGACUAUUACCAAGGUUGAAAUAUAACAUGUACAGCAAGCAAAACCAAACCUCAUGAUUGGAGCUGAAUAGAAAAAGGCCUGAAAGGCAGAUGCCCAAGAAUUUCCUCUGAGGAGAGAGGAACUGUGCCAGUGGGGCUUUUUAUGGUCUGCAUUUGAAUUUUUGACAAAGGGGUGUACCCAUGGAUUCUUGGGAAAUUUAAAGAAAAAUUGAAGGGAAGAGAAGGCAAAAGGCCUAAAUUGUUAAUUUACAAGGUGGUUGAUGACACAUGACAAAUGUGCUAGCUUACCAGCGAUCCAGUGAAUGUAAAUUAAAGGAGCAGACACCCCUCUGCCUAGCAAAGGGGCAAACGUGAAACAACUUAUCUAGUGGUCAGGGAAGGAGUACUUUCUGAUUUUUUUAUAAAAUGGAUUUACUAUAAAUGUAUUCAGUUAAGGCAACAUCCAAGAUUCACAGAUACAUUCAUCACUCCGUAGCCAUCAUAAUUUGACAUAAAGGUAUAAAAAUACCCAAGUUCAAUAUUUUAGGGAAAAUAAACAGAUAAGGAUCUAAGACCCACUGAAAUGUUAAUUUUAAAUGAUUAUUACAUAUAAGAGGCCAGCUUUAGACAGUGAUGUAGUCCCAACUAAGUCUUCAUUCUUUCCUUUCUUUUCUCCUCAUAAUUCCUCCACUGUCAAAAACCUAACCCCAGGGCUUUCCUGGUGGUACAGUGAUUUAAGAAUCUGUCUGCCAAUGCAGGGUAUAUAGGUUCGGUCCCUGCUGUAGGAAGAUCCCACAUGCCACAGAACAACUAAACCCAGGCACCACAAUCACUGAAUCUGGGCUCUAAACCCCACGAGCUGCACACUAGAGCCUGUGCUCUGAAACAAGAGAAGCGACCAUAAUAACAAGCCCACAUACGGUAAUGAAGAGUAGUCCCCGCUCACUGCAAAUAGAGAAAGCCUGCAUGCAGCAACGAAGCUCCACCACAGCCAAAUUAUAUAUAUGUAUGUGUAUAUACAUAUAUGUAUAAUAAAUCUUGAAAAGCCCUAAUCCCAAAAGUCCCUCUUUCAAAAGGUGGCCCUAGUGGUAAAGAACCCGUCUCCCAAUGCAGAAGAUGCAAGAUGCGGGUUUGAUCCCUGGGUCAGGAAGAUCCCCUGGAGGAGGCCAUGGCAACCUAUUCCAUAUUCUUGCCUGGAGAAUCCCAUGCACAGAGGAGUCUGCGGGCUACCAUUCAUAGGGUUGCAAAGAGUCAGAGUGACUUAGCAUAGCAGGACUCAGAACACCCUUAACUGCAUCCUGUCCUUUGCUGUACACAUUCACAAAAUGCAUCCCUAGCUCUUCCCCCAUCUUCUCUGAAUUGCAUCUAUCAUUCGUUUAAUAAAUUUUUAUCAAGUAUUUGCUGCAUGCAGGCACUGGAUAGACUUUGGGAAUACUGGAAUAAAAACAAAACUUAGUUCCUGCCCUCACAGAAUUUGGUAAGACAGAAAAAUGAAAAAUGACAUGUAGCGUGGGGAAUGUGGGGAAUGCUAUAUAACACAGGGUGCAUAUCCCUAAUCCUGAAUAAAUGGAUCAGGUAUCCGGGGCUGUAGGCAAGACAGAUUUCCCACAUCCUCUGCAGGGCAAGCCCUAGUUGCUGGCUCAGCCCUUCCUGGCUUCAGAGGCCACUGCUCAGUCAUUGAUUCCCUUCUCAGAUUGCAUUUAUCUUCACUUCUCCCCUUCUCCUCUGUUCUUUCCUCGUGGCUUAUACACAUCUUUAGGAUUCUCCUAUUUCUCUAAACUUCCCCCAUCUAUUCCCUGUUCCUCUCUAGCCUCUACACUGUUUGGGGGGACAAGAAGAUUAUUAGGGCUCUCCUGACACAGCUGAAGCGACUUAGCAGCAGCAGCAGCACACUGUUGAUAGGCAUGAAAAUAGGUACAACCUUCUAGAGAACAACGCAGCACCAUAGAGCAAAAAUCUUAAAAAUGUGAACAUCCUUUGACCCAGC